GUUGGGAUACGACAUAAGUUGUAUGUUUAUCUCAUUAAAACAUUGGAUAAGUGUCAAAUUUGUCUAUAAAAGCAUUAUCUCCGUACCUUCUCGCUUUUCUUUUACUCCACAUAACUACCUUGGCUUCAAGUUUGAAUAAAAUGAAUUAUCCAGUUAUUAUUGGCAUUGAUUUUGGCACUACUUACUCUGGCUGUUGUUAUGCUUUUGCUCAAAAUGAAGAAAUUAUCGAUAUUGUUAAAUGGCCAAAACAGAACAACAACAUUUAUCCCAAGACACCCACUUUAUCUCUUUAUCGCAAAGGUUCAACAGAUAUAUUCGAUUGGGGCCAUGGAGCUAGACGAGCUGCAAUGAGACCAAAUAGUUCCGAUUUGAUAUUAUUAUCCAAAUUCAAACUUUAUCUUGACCAGCACUUACAGGACGAAACACUACCCAAUCAAUUGAAUAUUAUUGAUGUCAUUGCUGAUUAUUUAGCCUUGUUUCAUCAACAUGUAUGCACAGAGCUCCUGAAAGGAUUUGCAGCCCAUUAUGAUCAGAGUAAAUUUCGUUAUUGUCUGACAGUACCCGCUAUGUGGACAGAUCGAGCAAAAUCAGCGAUGCGUGAAGCAGCCAUUUGCGCAGGCCUCAUACACCGUACAGAUCCACCAGAAAGACUUUUGUUGAUUUCUGAGCCUGAGGCAGCUGCCCUCUAUUGUGAAAAAAAAGCCGAGCAAUUCAAUUUGAUGCAUGGACAACGAUUCAUGAUUUGUGAUGCAGGAGGAGGCACAGUGGAUUUAAUUGUGUUCGAAAUCAACGAAUCGAUACCUGGAAAGCGAACCUUAAGAGAAGUAACACAAGGCCAUGGCGCUACUUGUGGUUCAGCCUUUUUAGACUCUAGAAUGCGGGACUACAUAAAUCGUAAAUUCUCGCAUUUGGGCCCUUUGAAUGAAACUGCAAUGGAACAUGUCAUAGAAACAUUUGUCAAUGUGAUCAAGCCUGAAUUUGAUGGCAUAGAAGACCAUUUUUUGGAUUUACCAGCAUCUAUGGGCAUAGAAGAUUUAACAGACGAAUUUAUUGGUCUAUCUGGAGGAAUGUUACAUUUGCCUGCUAAAGAAAUGUGUCGAGACAUAUUUGAGCCUGUUGUUUCCCAGAUACUUAAACUUAUUGAGAACCAGCUCUCUCAAUCACCUGAUUUGGAAGCCAUUUUUUUAGUAGGGGGUUUCGGUCAGUCAAACUACCUCUUCAAGCGAGUCGAAGAGCGUUUUGCAGACCGAGUAGGCAUGAUUGGUGUCCCUCCUCGAGGAGAACUCGCUGUUGUUCGUGGCGCUGUCUACUUUGGACUUCAGCCAGCAACUAUCACAGAGCGUGUUUCUCGCCGCACCUACGGUGUUGAAACCCGUAUGCUUUUUCAAGACAAUAUCGACCCCCCUGAACUUUGCGUAAUAGGAGUUGAUGGUCGUCAUUAUUGCCGCCAACGAUUUAGCCCCUAUGUGCAUAAGGGUCAGCGUGUCAAAGUAGACGAAUGUAUCUCGAAAUCAUUUGUGAUCAGCUAUCCUAAUGACACGGACUCUGACUUGUAUGCGUUUGAUGGAGAUGGCCCUGUACCACGUCUCACAACAGAUCCACAGAUCCAAAAAGUCGGUCAUUUCCCUAUUCGCAUACCUAAAUUAGAAGGUGUCAAGCCAGGCGAUAAAGUAACCUUGACGAUCCGCAUGUAUUUCGGAUUGACAGAGAUUAAGGUUGAGUCUGUGGUUCAGGAUAAAGUGUUUGCGUUCACAUCAGCAUUUUGUUUUGAUUCAAAAUCAAGCAUUGACCCGCCACUGCAACAGCAUGAUCCUCCUAGCUUUACUCCUGCUUUUCAUGGCACCCCUAAAAGUCAUGAAUUGUCAUAACAACAAGAGUAUUACAAUAAUAACUAUUCUUUUUUGAAUGCAAGCCAUGUCUAUCCUCCUUCUGGCUACCAAACCAACUUUAAUCAUUAUUAGAUAAUUUCAAAAAAUUAAGGCGG
This is a messenger RNA of Gilbertella persicaria, 1984 nucleotides long. RefSeq lists its product as uncharacterized. The transcript has 7 exons. NCBI's taxonomy places the organism in Eukaryota, Fungi, Mucoromycota, Mucoromycetes, Mucorales, Choanephoraceae. The record is from RefSeq and is a predicted model, not a curated record. The coding region runs from base 141 to 1868 and encodes 575 amino acids. Gene Ontology annotation, molecular function: ATP-dependent protein folding chaperone; ATP binding.